Zymoseptoria tritici IPO323 is the source of this 861-nucleotide messenger RNA. RefSeq lists its product as uncharacterized. The record is from RefSeq and is a predicted model, not a curated record. NCBI's taxonomy places the organism in Eukaryota, Fungi, Ascomycota, Dothideomycetes, Mycosphaerellales, Mycosphaerellaceae. The coding region runs from base 1 to 861 and encodes 286 amino acids. Gene Ontology annotation, biological process: transmembrane transport. Gene Ontology annotation, molecular function: S-adenosyl-L-methionine transmembrane transporter activity. The transcript is spliced from 2 exons. Gene Ontology annotation, cellular component: mitochondrial inner membrane.
AUGGACCCACGGCCACAGACUCUCAUCGAGUCGCCCUACGCGCGAUCCCUACUGGCCGGCGCCCUCGCCGGCUCAACAGUCGACAUCUCCCUCUUCCCCCUCGACACGCUCAAAACCCGCCUCCAAUCCUCUCCCGGCUUCUUCGCCUCCGGCGGCUUCCGCGGCGUCUACAGCGGAAUCGGGUCCGCGAUCGUGGGUUCCGCUCCGGGCGCAGCCUUAUUCUUCGUGACAUACGAGGGCACGAAACGAGCCUUCGCCUCCUCCGACAGCACACACACGAGGGGGAAAUAUGGCGACGCGGGGGUACACAUGCUCGCGGCGAGUUUGGGGGAAAUUGCGGCUUGUGCGGUGAGGGUGCCGACGGAGGUGGUCAAGCAGCGGGCGCAAGCGAGGCAGUAUCCCAGUUCGAUGAGUGCGUUGAGGUCGAUUUUGGAGGUCAGGAAGACGGUGGGGUAUGGGGCGGUGUGGAUGGGACUGUAUCGCGGGUGGGGGAUUACGGUGAUGAGGGAGGUGCCGUUUACGGUGAUUCAGUUUCCGUUGUGGGAGGGGUUGAAGCGUUGGUCGGUACGGCGGAGAGGAGGAGGGGUGGGGGACGUCACGGCGGCGGAGAGUGCGGUGUUUGGGUCGAUUUCGGGAGCCGUGGCGGCGGGACUGACGACGCCGUUGGAUGUGUUGAAGACGAGGAUGAUGUUGGCUACGGGGAGGGUUGGGGUGGUGCAGCUUACGAGGGAGAUUUGGAGGAAAGAGGGGGGGAAGGUGUUUUUUAGUGGGAUUGGACCGAGGACGACGUGGAUUAGUAUUGGUGGUGCGGUGUUUUUGGGGAGUUAUCAGUGGGCGAGGAAUAUGCUGGGUGGGAGAUGA